Molecule: messenger RNA, 1287 nt
Organism: Didymella exigua CBS 183.55
Lineage: Eukaryota; Fungi; Ascomycota; Dothideomycetes; Pleosporales; Didymellaceae
Exons: 3
Coding region: 1-1287 (428 amino acids)
Source: RefSeq, a predicted model, not a curated record
AUGGCGUCCGACAGCAGCCAGACGCCGGAGCUUCUCAGCAUGCCGCUCGAAGUGCGCCACCAUAUCUUCGAGUAUGUCGCGCUGCGCGAUACAAAGCCGGAGAAGCUGCUGCGCUACUGGUUCGAGAGGAAGGAGGUGGAGGAGAAGACCGCGGAAUUGGUGGCGAAGCAUCCGGAGACGGCGACGCCGAGGGUCGUAUAUGAGGGGGAUCAAUUUGAGGCUGAGGAGUGGGAGACGGAUGAAGAGGAGUGGGAGACGGAUGAAGAGGAGGAGGGAGAUGGUGAGGAGGAUAGUGAUGAAGAGGGGGACGGUGAGGAGGAUGUAGGCGAAGAGGACGACGAGGACGACGAGGGUGAGGACGAAGAAGAGGUGGACGAAGAAGAGGAGGAUGCCGAUGAGCAGAACGACGGGGUGGUCGAUGAGAGUGAAGAGCAAGAUGCAGAGAUGGCGGACCGCAAUGGCGCCGCUGUACCUGCAGCUGCGCUAUCCACGGCUCCAGCUGAUGCGCAAGGACCGACUGCUGCAGAUGGCGCAAACGAGGAAGACGGUCAGAUGGACGACGAAGAAAACGACGAGGACGAGGACCAGGACGGCGAUGAAGACGCUGAUGGCGACAGUGACGAGGACAUGGUUGACGAGGAAGAAGACGAGGACAUUGCAGCAGGAGCUGUACAGCCUCCGCCAGCACCGGUCGUCACGGCACAUAGGAAGUGGCGUCACAUCCCAAAGUUCAUGCGCAUCACGCACUGCCCACCACCCGCGGCGCUCUUCCUCGCCUCGAAGCAACUCAACGCCGAAGCCAAAAACUGGUUCUACGACGUUGCAGUCCUCCACAUCGACGCCACAGGCAGCUUUGCCCACACCAGCUUCUUCGAGGAGGCAUUCAGCCAGAUCACCGCCGCCGCCUUCUCGCCCAUGGCGGACAUCCGCAAGGUCGACGUCGUAUUCGUGUGGGACACGACGUGGCUGCGCUCCGACCAAGCAGGCUAUGCAGCCGCCAUCUUUCCUGCCCUCCUUCGCCAGCGAGCAAUCUUCGUCGCCGGCAUCCUCGCGCAGGCGCCCCAUCUCAGCGAGGUCGUGAUCCACUGGCACGACUCUGCCGAGGACGAGGAGGCAGUCGAUCUUAUGAACGACGUCCUCAAGGGCUUUCUGAGCCUCAAAGCCACGGUCAGGGUUGAACCGCACUACAUCGCAGCUGCCGCGAAGCCCUAUCGCAAGAGCAUCGCCGGCAAGCGGCGCGUCGAGUUCCAGCGCAUUCUUAACAACGGCCUCGACCGUCUAUUCUGA